AUGGCUUCAGCAUUUCUUAAAAAGAACCUGGCUCUUGCUCCACUUUUCGUCGCUAGCGGUGUUGGUGUUUUUGGUAGUCUAACCUAUGCUCUGUACACCCUUACGUACAGUCCAGAAGUGGUCGUUAAUAGAAGCAACCAACAACCUUGGAACCUCAUCCAACAACAUGAAAAUCACAAAAUGAUAACCAUCAACAAGGAAUUUUUUGAAAAACGUCGUGGUGUCGACUCUCCUUCUAAAAGCUUUUGA
Messenger RNA from Acaulospora morrowiae, 249 nucleotides. NCBI's taxonomy places the organism in Eukaryota, Fungi, Glomeromycota, Glomeromycetes, Diversisporales, Acaulosporaceae. The record is from the annotation of a GenBank genome assembly.